This is a messenger RNA of Colletes gigas, 1812 nucleotides long. RefSeq names its product lachesin (gene DIP-epsilon). Gene Ontology annotation, cellular component: neuron projection. The record is from RefSeq and is a predicted model, not a curated record. The coding region runs from base 76 to 1305 and encodes 409 amino acids. The transcript is spliced from 11 exons. Lineage: Eukaryota; Metazoa; Arthropoda; Insecta; Hymenoptera; Colletidae.
UACUUCGGGCCCCGAGGCUCCAUAACGAGACCUAGAAGAUUCUUGCUUGCAUUACGCUUGCAACGACAAUUGUCGAUGAUACGCGACGUGACCACCGUUCCCGAUCCAGAAUUCGUUGAUAAAAUAGGGAAUAUUACAGUGCCAGCAGGACGUAACGUAAAAUUAGCCUGCAGCGUGAAGGAUUUGGGUCCAUACAAGGUGGCCUGGAUGCUUUUCGACAAGAGCGCUAUCCUGACGGUACAGCAUCACGUUAUUACCAGGAACCCCAGGAUAACCGUAUCACACGAUAAGCACAGGACCUGGUACCUACAUAUCAAAGAGGUACAAGAGGAGGACAGGGGAAGGUACAUGUGCCAGAUUAAUACGGCAACUGCGAAAACACAGUAUGGCUAUCUGCACGUCACCGUGCCUCCGAAUAUAGAAGACUUCCAGACUUCGUCGGACGCCAUUGUACGGGAGAAUUCCAACGUCAGCUUGACGUGCAAAGCGUCCGGAAGUCCGAAACCACAUAUAAGCUGGAAGAGAGACGACGCAUCGAACAUUACAAUUAAUAAAAUGCUAUCGGUGCCAGAGUGGAAGGGUGAAACAUUAGAGAUUAUGCGCAUCUCGAGAUUAGACAUGGGUAUUUAUUUGUGCAUCGCGUCCAAUGGCGUGCCUCCGUCUGUGAGCAAGCAGAUCAAAGUUUCCGUCGAUUUCCCCCCUAUGCUGUCGAUACCGCACCAAUUGGUCGGUGUACCCUUAGACUACGAUAUCACGUUGGAAUGCCACACCGAGGCUCAUCCUACUUCUUUGAAUUACUGGACCAGGAACGACGGCACGAUGAUUCACGAAAGCAGCAAGUACAAAGUGCUCACAACACCGGGGGACCGAUCCUACAAGACUCACAUGAUGCUAACCAUUUACAAGCUGCAGGCCGAGGAUUAUGGUAGCUACAAGUGUAUCGCGAAGAACCCGCGAGGCGAAACGGACGGCAUCAUUCACUUGUACGAGUCCUCGCCGCCGACCACCAGCCCCAGUCCGUCCACCACCGAGUUGCCGAAGAAAGACUGGGACAUGAUGGCUGAACUGAAUAACUCCGUUUACGGGAAUCCAAGCUCACUGACCACUCACAAUGAAAAAAACAUGAAAGCAGGUAAUAAAUUCCAGUCGAACCUGAGCGAGAUCGGGAAGUCGGAGCAAAAAUCGAGCGACCCGGAUAGGAAAAGGAAUUACGAUUGGCCCCCAGACAGUGGUUCGGGAGUUGCCAUGACGACGACAGGACUGCUGUUAAUGGCUGCCCUGAUCGCGGUGUCGAUCGUUCGAUAAGCAGAGCCACGACGUCGACGAUCUGUGAUUAGGGACUAAACCUAACAGAAAUCUAAAUGAAGUUAGAAAAUCGACACGUACACGGGAGAUUCUACACGAUACACGUACAGUACACACACACGGAGACACGUACAGAGUGGAUACGGGCGAGAAUUGACUGAGUAGUUAGUGUCGUAUUAAAACGGAAGAGGUGGGAAAAAAAUAAAUAAAUAAAUAAGAAUAAUAAUUACGCGUGCCAAGUCAGUGUAGCGCAAGUGUCCAAUGAAGACGAACGUGGGCGAUAGAGAAUUCAUUUCUACGGAGCAACGUGCAGACGCGCGAGGGGCGUAGACAAACGAGAAAGGGUCAAAUCACAAAGUGCAACGACUAUCGCUUUCAGUGUAACAUAUUGUAUAACGCCGUAAUGUCGCCGCAGAGACCGCGCCAACGAUCUCGAAAUUUUGCUGCAAAAGCUUCAGAGCCAUCUUCGAGCACGAAACGUUCCACCGUGCUUUUCCUGUAAGAUCA